Ziziphus jujuba (common jujube) is the source of this 1734-nucleotide messenger RNA. Its product is annotated as putative disease resistance RPP13-like protein 1. Gene Ontology annotation, biological process: defense response to other organism. NCBI's taxonomy places the organism in Eukaryota, Viridiplantae, Streptophyta, Magnoliopsida, Rosales, Rhamnaceae. The transcript has 4 exons. The record is from RefSeq and is a predicted model, not a curated record. The coding region runs from base 1 to 1734 and encodes 577 amino acids.
AUGGAAAAAAUAUCAGUGAAUGAGAUUCGGGAGUUCUCAGAUAAUGAGAGCAAUAUUCUACCAGCAUUGAGGUUAAGUUACCAUUAUCUUCCUUCACACCUAAAGCAGUGCUUUGCUUUCUGUUCAAUAUUCCCGAAGGACUACAAAUUUCAAAGGCAGCAAAUGGUCUUGUUAUGGAUGAAAGAAAAUCUUUUGCAACAAGCAAAGAGAAAUGAGAGAAUGGAAGAUAGAGGAGAUGAAUGUUUUUAUGAGUUGGUGUCUAGAUCAUUUUUUCAAAGAUCGAGUAGUGCACAAGAAUAUUGCUUUGUCAUGCAUAAUCUUGCUCAUGAGUUAGCCAAAUUUGUAUCCAGGGAAUAUUGUUUUACAUUUGAAGAGGGCAACUCCAAGGAAGAUGUGAUAAAGGUGCGUCAUCUAGUUGUUUUAACAUCUGUUUCCUUGAAGAGGUUCAAUUCUAUUUCUGAAGCAACUUGCUUGCGUACCUUUUUACCAUUAUCUGAAUAUUCAUUUUGGAACUUAACUAAGGAAUUAGUGAUUAAUAUUAUAUUGAAGUUGAGGUAUUUGAGAGUAUCAUCAUUACUUGGGUGUGAAAAUAUGAAGCAACUGUCUGAAUUGAUUGGUGAGCUAAAACUUCUUUGCUUCCUUGACCGCUCUAGAAGUUUAAUCGAAAGUUUGCCAGAAUCUAUCUCCAUGGAGAAAGCAUUGUGUUUGUCUUGGAAAGGCCAUGCUAAUGAUUCAAAACAUGACAGAGAAAUACUUGAACAGCUAUUUCCUCACACAAACUUGAAAAUUCUUUCCAUUUAUGGAUAUGGAGGUACAACAUUCCCAUAUUGGUUGGGGGAUCCUUCAUUCUGCAGCACAUUAAUUAUAAGACUUGAGAACUGUAAGUUCUGCAACUGUUUACCACCAUUUGGACAGCUACCUUCCCUCAAAACUCUUUAUAUUAUGGGCUUAAGUGGGGUGGUGACUGUGGGUGCUGAGUUUUACGGGUAUAGUGCAUCUAAUUCUAUGAGAAAGCCAUUUGCAUCACUGCAAUUCUUAAGUUUCAGUGAGAUGUUAGCAUGGGAAGAAUGGUCUUCAAUUGAAGUUGAAGAUAGUGAAGUUUUCCCUAGGCUCCAGCAAAUUGAAAUAUAUAACUGUGGUAGGCUAAAUACUGCUGAUUUGCCUCAAACCCUUCCAUGUUCAGCUAAGCUUAUAAUUGAUGGGAGCAAGGUUCUAGUUUCAUCUCUCCCAAGGAGUUCAGCUAUCCAAGACUUGGAGUUAGGCAAGUGUGAAGAACCACAGCUGCAGGAACUUCAGCAAACAGUGGAAUCACUUGGAAUUGAAGGAUGCCAUGGUCUAGAAUCAUUGGUAGAAGCAUUAAGAGAGAGCCAAAAACCUCGAGUCUUUAGUCACUUGCAAAUUGUGAACUGCCCCAAUUUCACAUCUUUUCCUGAAAGAGGUUUCCAUGCACCCAGUCUGGCUGGUUUUGCAGUUGGAGAUUGCAAGAAACUAGAGAAAAGGUGGAAUUUGCAAAAACUCCAUGCUCUUAAACAGUUAACAAUUACAUAUGAAUUUGGAGGUGCAGGUGGGGAAUCGUUUCCAGAGGAUGGUAGGCUGCCUUCAACUCUUACUGUUCUUAACAUCUCUGGAACUGCAAGUCUUAAGAGGGUGAACGUUAAGGGCCUUCAACAAAUCACCUCUCUUAACUCUCUGUUUUUGUAUCUUUUAACCCCUUUUAGAGUAAAUAUUAUGUAA